Molecule: messenger RNA, 333 nt
Organism: Monascus purpureus
Lineage: Eukaryota; Fungi; Ascomycota; Eurotiomycetes; Eurotiales; Aspergillaceae
Source: the annotation of a GenBank genome assembly
AUGCUCGAGAGGCACAGUCCUGAAUGUGGAAUUGGGGGCGGGGGAACUCGGCCGAUGCCGAUUGCUGGGGAGAUCUGCAAGCGCUUACGCGGAACUUCGAUUCCCGAGUCUGUUCUCGUUUCUGAACCUGCUCUCGAUUCAAUUCUUGAAUUCGACAUACGAUUGCGAUUCAUGACUGUAAUUUUGGUUCCUUGGACCAAUUCUCUCCUGCUGCAUCAACUUUCUUUACUGCACGUUUCUUCAUCUCCUGCAAGGUUAAUCGCAAGGCUGAUUUGCUUGAUGGCAUCAGAAGAACGGAAGCGAAACAGGAAAACAUGCAAGGGAGUUCUAUGA